AUUAUGUCUAAAAAGUCUAAAAACUGCAAAAUUAAAGACUGUCAGGACUCUGAAUUGUCUUCGAAUAACGAAAAUAACACAUCUACAAGUUCCAGUGAUUUGGAUACUAGCCGCAAACGCAAAUUGCGUCGUAGAUCAGACAGAAAUGUCUCAUUUCACUACCAACCGCUGCCCAUGCGUGUUGUAGGCGAUAAUAAUAGCAAUGUGAUAAAACCCGUUAUUCCUUGCUCCUCCCGGGAUAUAACGCUCCAUUCCGCUCAGAUAAUCGAAGAUAGUUCCGAUUCGGAGUUCCAUAUUUCAAACGAUACCAGCAACGAUGAGCCGCCAAACAAAUCCAUCACAUUUGCAGCACGCCCCAUAGAAAAGUGGGAUUUGGAGUUUAUAAGAAAGCUGCGAAAACGCAAAAAACGGCCAAGUAAAACAUUGUAUAAAGAUUAAAUUUAAAAAACAACUGCUGACCAGGGCUGCCAAGCCGAA
This is a messenger RNA of Drosophila biarmipes, 477 nucleotides long. RefSeq lists its product as uncharacterized. The record is from RefSeq and is a predicted model, not a curated record. The transcript has a single exon. The coding region runs from base 4 to 438 and encodes 144 amino acids. Lineage: Eukaryota; Metazoa; Arthropoda; Insecta; Diptera; Drosophilidae.